GCCCAACUAGCCAUUUGAGGGGAAAACAUAUGCACAAAUUUGAAGCAGCUCAAUUAACGAGUGAGAGGACAAAAGCGCAGGAAAAGAGGCACAAGCAUGAAGGAAACUGCAACUCGUAAUGGAGCAUAUAGUGAAGUACAUAGCAACAUUCCGCGUGUGAUGGUAAGAAACCAAUGAACGGAUUGAUGAACCAACUUUGCCAGCAACCCCCAACAACGUUGUCGUUGUACAUAUAAAAACUGAGCGUAAGAGUAACUCGAAGGCGCGGGCACAUUUGGCGAGGAAGAAAUGUAAACAUAAAAAGAGAAAGCGCCACUCGCUGGAAGAUUUGAAGUGGGAAGGCAUUCCAUUUUAGCAUCCUAUAACGUCACAGGUACGCCGCAACGGGCUUCACAACUGCUAUCACCCUCACUACCGCCUCCUCACCACCGCCGGCGCACCAUGUCCACGUUCGCCAGACGGAGGAUAAUUCAAGACUUAAACAAAAUCAACAAGGAUCAGAACAAAAGCUUCGAGGCCGCCCCAUUCGCAGACAACAUCAUGUGUUGCCAUGCAAUCAUUAGGGGCCCGGAAGAUACCAUAUGGGAAUGUGGCAUUUUCCACUUAAUCAUUAACUUUUCAGAAGAGUACCCCGUAAGUCCCCCCAAAGUGAAGUUCCUGUCAAAAUUGUUUCACCCAAAUAUAUACACCGAUGGAAAUAUUUGCCUGGACAUUUUGCAAAACCAGUGGAGCCCCAUUUAUGAUAUAACUUCGCUGCUGACGUCUAUUCAGUCUUUGCUGAAUGACCCGAACACGUCUUCCCCCGCGAAUCCGGAGGCGGCUCGGAUUUUCAUUAACAACAGGAAUUUGUACAAUAGGAGAGUUUUGAUGUGCGUGGAGGAUAGCUGGGAAAUACCCAAAUUUAACAUGAACAGCUUUAGUUAG
This is a messenger RNA of Plasmodium vivax (malaria parasite P. vivax), 924 nucleotides long. RefSeq names its product ubiquitin-conjugating enzyme E2, putative. Gene Ontology annotation, biological process: proteasome-mediated ubiquitin-dependent protein catabolic process; DNA repair; protein polyubiquitination. The record is from RefSeq and is a predicted model, not a curated record. Bases 442 to 924 code for a protein of 160 amino acids. Gene Ontology annotation, molecular function: ubiquitin conjugating enzyme activity. The transcript has 2 exons. Lineage: Eukaryota; Apicomplexa; Aconoidasida; Haemosporida; Plasmodiidae.